Messenger RNA from Peronospora matthiolae, 390 nucleotides. NCBI's taxonomy places the organism in Eukaryota, Oomycota, Peronosporomycetes, Peronosporales, Peronosporaceae. The record is from the annotation of a GenBank genome assembly.
AUGCUGAACGGGAUGGCCGUCAGCUGGGGUGCGCGGAAGCAGGGAGGCGUCUCCCUGUCGACGAUGGAGGCGGAAUUUGUCGCGGCGAGUGAAGUCGCGCGCGAGCUGCUCGGCCUGCGCGAGAUGUUGUGCGAAGUGGGCGUAGAGCCCGCGCUUCCGAUGCAGUUGCGGGUGGACAACCAAGCGGCGAUCGCGCAGAUCGCGGGAGAGGCAUCGUCGCUGAAGGCAAAACAUGUGGAUGUGCGCCUUAAGUUCCUUUGCGACUACUCGCGUCGCGGAAUCAUCACGGCGAGCUAUGUCAGAUCGGAGCAGAUGCUCGCAGACCUCCUCACGAAGGCGUUGGACGCGACGAAGCUCUCGACACUGCGCGCACUCGUGCGCAUUGGUUAA